Molecule: messenger RNA, 624 nt
Organism: Symbiodinium sp. CCMP2456
Lineage: Eukaryota; Dinophyceae; Suessiales; Symbiodiniaceae
Source: the annotation of a GenBank genome assembly
AUGGCGAAGGCUGUGCGCGUCAUUUCGAUCCUGGCCGUGGGAGUUUGCUUCUGCUGCCUCCCGGCCUUCGUGCCGGCGCCUGCUCGCCCAGCUCGCAGCAUGGCGCCCGCAGCCGCAGGGGCACUGAGCAUGCUCGGCGCAGCGCCUGCUUUCGCGGACAAGAUCGACGAUGCGGCCAAGAAGCUGUCAGACGCCUCCUACCCCUUCCUGAAGGAGAUCGACUGGACCGCGGACUAUGCGAAGAACAUCCCGGGAGCCGAUCCCCUGCAGAUGGCAAAGGCCAUCGCCAAGACCAUUGACAUGGGCGCGGCUAUGGACCCAUCUGCUUUGAAGGCCGGCGUCCUGGCUCACUCCAAGGCGAUUGGCAGCAUCGAUGCCAACGGACUGACCUCCAAAGCUGAUUACCAGGCCAUCAACGCAGCUAUCGGUCACAUGGUCUCCUCGGCUGGAGAGGCCAAGACGCUGGACGUCUACAACGCCUGGGCAGGCAUCGUGGCCGCAGCUGUGGCCUCGGGCAAGGGAAUCCCGGCGUACCUCAUCGGCACUGUGAACCCGGCAGACGCACAGGCUGCUUACAGUGCCUUCCUCGAGUUCAAGGAUGUGGUGAAGUCCACGAUGCAGUGA